AUCACAUGUGAUUGGAUGUGCAAUUAUGCUGAACCACCCGCUCCUGCCCCGUCCAACCGGCUCCAGGCCAAGGUGGCUCCGUCUCCGGCGUCAGGCCCCGAGCACCUCCUCCGACUGGCCGGCAAGUGCUUCAGCUACGUGGAGUCCAUGUACAAGUAUGACUUCUGCCCCUUCCACAACGUCACUCAGCACGAGCAGACCUUCCGGUGGAAUGCCUACAGUGGGAUCCUCGGAAUCUGGCAUGAAUGGGAAAUUGAAAACAACACAUUUGUUGGCAUGUGGAUGAGACACGGAGAUUCAUGUGAAGCCAGGAACAGACAGACAAAGGUUCUUCUUGUGUGUGGAACCAGCAACAGAUUGGCUCACGUAUCUGAACCCAGCACUUGUGUUUAUUCUCUCACAUUUGAAACGCCACUGGUUUGUCAUCCACACUCUCUCUUAGUGUACCCUUCCUUGCCUGAAGUGCUUCGGAGAAAGUGGGAUGAAGCAGAGCAGUUGCUGUACGAGGAGCUCAUCACCCAGCAGGGAUACAAGAAAAGGCUACGAGAGAUAUUUGAAGAAGCCAGAUUUUUAAAAUCAACAAGACGGAGUGGGAGUGAGAGAGAACAUCAAACACGGCAACAUCUGGAAUUUGACUCCAUAGAAAAGUGCAACAAGGAGUACCAACAACUUUCUAAAGAUGUACAGAAACUUAUAGAAUUAUUAACUCAGCAUGGAGUUGUAUAUGAAGCAGUCUUGAGUGGAAACCAUCAUAAGCAUGUCGCUCAGGCACUAGUGACGGAAAAGCCACCUCUUACCACCAGUUCACAGGUUGAUCGGCACCUGCACGGAGACACAGGCAUUGGGAGGGACGCCCUGUGAGGAAAUUCUACCUGGAAAUGCUCAGCACAGAAUCUCUCAUGGCAAUGGAUUUCAUCCCCAUUAUGUGGUUCUCUGAACCCUUCCUUGAGGAGAGAACUGGUUACAUCGGAGACGAUGUUCUUUGCAGGCCAGCAUCUGAUGUACUUUCAAAUCUGCUUCUGGUUCGAGGCUUGUCCUGCACUGGGGUGAAGUGAGGUGGGGCCCUCGGCUCGUCUUCUGCCUGGAGAAGCACAGCCGGCCUGCUGGGGGCCUGGGCUUGUGCUUUGCAAGGGUCUGCUCUGGUGCCUCAGGCCAGAGGAACUGCCAACUGCUUCCAGGCCUGGUGACUAGUGUGCGCUCCAGCUCCCUUCAGUGGAGACUCUGACCUCAUGCUGCUGCCCCCCACCCCACCCCCGCAAAGAGCUGCCUGCGCUUGGUGGGAGGUUUUGCCCAGCAAAAGGUGUCUUUGAUGCAACAAGACCUUGUCUGGGGAUUUUUAAAUAAAGAUGCAGAGCUGAAAGCA
Messenger RNA from Hemicordylus capensis (graceful crag lizard), 1363 nucleotides. RefSeq names its product N-acetylglucosamine-1-phosphotransferase subunit gamma-like. Bases 16 to 861 code for a protein of 281 amino acids. NCBI's taxonomy places the organism in Eukaryota, Metazoa, Chordata, Lepidosauria, Squamata, Cordylidae. The record is from RefSeq and is a predicted model, not a curated record. The transcript is spliced from 10 exons. Gene Ontology annotation, cellular component: Golgi apparatus.